AUGAUCGAUGUCACUACCCUCAUGCCUAGUUUGCCGGGCACGCUUCCCACACUUCCCCCGGUUGUACUGCCUACGCUGCCUGGCCUGGACACUACAACUACCGUUGAGCCUAACACUACGGCCAAUGAGAAGAUCUCAGUGGUGACCUGCUCCGAUCUUACCAUCAAUUCUGCCAGCGUGAAGUCCAACGAGGUGGGAGGUCUCGCGGUGGCAAUGGCGAUCAAUUUCUGUGCCCUUGUUGGGGCGGUCUUGGCCAUGUGGCUGAUCUCCCGCAGUGAGCGGGGCCGCCGCGUCCUUGUGCCAAAGAAGCACGGUGCGGGUGGAAUAGGAAUGCCACAUGAGUGGUUUCGUGAUGUGUGCAGGAUACAGUAUGAUGAUAUGGAUGAGAUAAGCAUUGAUGGACAAGUCGUAAUUCGGCUUUGUCUAUUGGGGCUGAAAUUCUCUGCCUUUGGCACUCUGAUUGCUUGUGUGCUGUGUCCCAUCUAUGCCAGCACUCACGGACCGGAGAAAGGCGUGCUUGCCUGGACAAUGACGAAUCUGAGCCCAGAUGAUGAUGAGUACGUCUUUUGGUUUGUGGUGGUAGCUGCCUACCUUCUCGUCUUCAAUUUCUUCUGGCUCAUUCGUGCGGAGUGGAGACACUUUGUAAGUCUUCGCCAAAGCCACUUCCUCCGACGUGCUGUGGGGAAGAAUGGCACUUCCUCCGCACAGGCACAAUUUUCCUUGCUAGUGGAGAGAUUGCCCGACAAAUACCAGGACAACAAGAAUCUCCUGGCUUUGUUCUCGGAGAUUUUCCCUCGUCAGGUUCAUUCAGUUGCGGCUCAGCGUGACACGCUGCUCUUCUAUCAUUUGCGAGCGUUGAAAAAGACCAGUGAAGCCAUCGUUGUGUGCAAGUGCUGCCAGGGAUGUAUCCACCGGUAUUUGGAGAAGACGGUGCAAUUUGAGCGAAAGGUUGCGCAGAAGUACAGGCAAGCUGGGAAGUAUGUGCAGGAUUUUGCCAUGGAUGGGCAGGUGCUUGAGCUGCGGGAUGACCUCGUCACGCAGCUGGGAGUCAAGGAGCUCUUAGGGAAGCAUUCCAAUGCGACUGACGGCGGCAGUGCGUCUUCUGCUUGGACGAGACCGGAAUUGAGACGGUCGCACCGUCUUGAUGCGGAAUCGGAAUGCGCACCUACCUCAACUGCAUUUGUCACUUUGCGGAAGCUUUCAGACCGUGUCAUUGCAGAGCAAAUUCCACUCUUUGACGCUGGAAGAGAUCUUGGUGCUGAUGGCGUGGAGAAGAUAGUUGUCAAGCCUGCCCCAGAGGCUGAUGAUGUGAUUUGGGAAAACGUCCAACUUCCAUUUGAUCAGAUGCAGCAAAGACGCUUUGUCGGCAGAGCGGUCUGCGUGAUGGGCAUUAUUUUUUGGUCAUUCCCGAUCACUGCCAUCCAGGCCCUGUCGCAGAAAAAUGUGCUGGACCAAAUGCUGCCGCAUGGUUGGGUCGCAUGGCUUAGUGAAAACUAUCCUACGGUGUUCUCAUUUAUUACAAUCUAUUUGCCUGUGGUUGCACUGCUAUCGCUCCUCGUGCUGUUGCCAUGGGCUCUGCACCAGAUUGCAGUCUUCGUGGAGGCUCGCAAGUCCUAUGCAGAGGUCACUAUCUCCGUAAUGCACAGGAACUUUUGGUUCCAGUUCUUCUCUCUCUGGCUCUCGGUUUUUACAAGCUCAUUGGCGCGAUCGAUCGGGCAAAUUCUGGAGCACCCGAGAUGCAUGGCAACUAUCCUUGGCUCCGCUAUUCCACCAGUUUGUGUGUACUUUAUAUCGUUUGUGAUCACCAGGAUUGGUGUGAGCUUGCCACUAUUGCUUUUGCGCCCUGAUGGCCUUCUGUCAUUAUUUAUACCUGGGAGCAACAAACCUAAAGACAAGGCCGAUAAGGCCGAAGAGGAAAACGACUCUGUGGAGAGUGAAUCUGACAGCGCAAGCGAUCAGGAGAUGCCUGAUCCUGGUCCAGAGAAUCCAGUCUAUUGCUUCUUUGCCUCCGAAGUCACGAACAUCAACAUCGUCUUUGUUUUGGCUCUGAUGUACUGUGUAGUUGCACCCGUGAUGAUGCCGGCUUGUUUGCUCUACUUUAGCCUCGCAUUCUUGGUGUACAAGUGGCUCUUUGUGCAUGUCUACACCAAGCAAUAUGAUCUUCUGGGCGAGUCGUGGUACGUGUGCUUUUGGGGUCUCAUUGUGGGUGUCUUCUUCGGUACAGUUUCUCUAUCCGGCUUAGCUGCCAGUCACAAGGGCUCGAAGUCUCCUCACUGCCUGGCGCUUUGGAUACUUUCCUUCUUGGUCUUAAUCUUUGCUUGGCAUUGCCAACGCACCUUCAUGCCAUUCUGCGCUGCGUUGCCGUAUCGUGCUGCUGUGUUGGCAGAUGAAACAUCCUCUGCCGCGGUGACAGAGCAGUUUUCCAGUGAUUACUAUCAUGAUCCAAUUCUUUCCGAUAUGACAGAAAACGAGACGCGAACUAUUCUGGAGCAUGUUGAAAGCGAUGAAGAUGACAGUGAUGCUGGCCCAUGUAGCCCAUAG
Durusdinium trenchii is the source of this 2541-nucleotide messenger RNA. The record is from the annotation of a GenBank genome assembly. NCBI's taxonomy places the organism in Eukaryota, Dinophyceae, Suessiales, Symbiodiniaceae.